UCCACGUGUCUGAGGGCUGGUUGCAUCCCACUUCCAGUGAGAAGAGGCAGGGACUCUUUCCUGAGAAGAGCAAACCUGAAACUGCAACUUUUCGAAUUUAUUUUCACUGAAGCAUCAUUUGGCUUUUUAUUGCAGGAGUUGUGUUCCACAGAAAAAAAUGUGUUUGCAGACUCAUUUUUGAGUUUUUGUUGGGGUUUAUUUUUUUCAUGGCAAAAAGACUUAGUGAUGUGCGCUUAGUAUGGCUGUGGCUUCUCCACCGACCACCCAGGGACCGGUAUGGCUUUUAGCCGCAUCCACAAACUGGACCCCCCGUCCCGAAGCACCUCAAGGAAAGCGGCAGUCAUGCUUGGCUCUCUCCUCGGCCCCCUCAUCCUUCUGCACAUCCUCGCCGACCGCAGCACCUUACCCUCACCGGUGAAAGCCUCCGCCAGCCGCGCUGCGGAGAGGACCAAGAGGCUUCUGUACGGAUGGACCGGUGGCUCGGAAGUGAUGAGCCACGGAACCGACCGGCGCACGUCAGGGGCUCCGGCGGAGGAGGUGAUCGCGGGGACAGAGGAGUUCCUCCAGCUGCCUCCUCCGGACUUGGGAGCCGCCAGAAAAGUGCCACCUAGGUUUGCAGGUAAAGUCAGUCCGCUCGGGGAGGGGAGCAAAAAGCUGCCUCGGGCUCUAAUCAUCGGGGUGAAGAAAGGAGGGACCCGGGCUCUGCUGGAGUUUCUCCGGGUUCAUCCCGACGUCAGAGCCGUGGGAGCGGAGCCGCACUUCUUCGACCGCCACUAUGGAAACGGACUGGAGUGGUACAGGGAGUUGAUGCCCAAGACCCUGGAGGGCCAGAUCACAAUGGAGAAAACCCCCAGCUACUUUGUGACCAGAGAGGCUCCAGCACGGAUAUCAGCCAUGUCCAGGGACACCAAGUUAAUCGUGGUAGUGCGGGACCCCGUCACUAGGGCUAUCUCUGACUACACACAGACAUUGUCUAAGAAGCCUGACAUUCCCUCUUUUGAGAGCCUCACCUUCAAAAACAGGACUACAGGGCUCAUUGACACUUCCUGGAGCGCCAUCCAGAUCGGUAUCUACGCCAAGCACCUGGACAACUGGCUGCAGUAUUUCCCCAUGGAGCAGAUCCUGUUUGUCAGCGGCGAGCGUUUGAUCAGUGACCCGGCUGGAGAGCUGGGUCGCGUUCAGGACUUCUUAGGCCUCAAGAGGAUCAUCACAGACAAACACUUCUACUUCAACCAGACCAAGGGUUUCCCGUGCCUCAAGAAAGCAGAAGGCAGCAGCAAGCCACACUGCUUGGGGAAGACCAAAGGACGGACUCAUCCGAACAUUGAUCCGGAGGUGGUACAGAGGCUGCGGGACUUCUACAGACCCUUCAAUAUGAAGUUCUAUCAGAUGACGGGGCGUUUUUUUGGCUGGGAUGACUGAAUGUCUUUAAAUUUAACACUGAGGAAGGUCAGAAAUAUCCAGAUGGAGUCCCGUCAAAGAUCAGUCUGAGACUUUGGGAAUAAAGUUGAAAGUUUCUGUAUCACUGGCAUAAAUACAUUUCCAAAAUCUUUAGUUGAACAUUUUUAAUCGGGUAAAAAUCAAAUUAUCAGGGAGAUUUACUUUGAUUUUUAUACUAAGGAAAAAAGAAAUGUUUCAAACUUUAUUCCAGUAACCUUCUAUCUGAUCGUUUAUUCUUAAACUUUCAGUGAUAUUCUCCAAGUCUUAACUACUGUGUUUCUGCUCCUCCCGUUUCUGCACUAAUUUAAAGCAAUAUUCUACUUUUAUGGUUGAGGAGAAAAAUUUCUCCACAGCAGAUAUGCAACGUUUUUGUUUUUCUGUCAUCAAAGCUUUUUCUAAUCAGUUAUCAGUGGAAAUUUCUAUUUUUGAUACAUUCUUGAAGGGUUUGCAUUAUGAACGACUGUUCUUGUUCAAAACAGAAAAAGAAAAAGAGUUUGAAAGAGUAAAAGCAGAAGAUUGUGUUUCAAACGAAUCUUGGUGCGUUCUAACUGAGCUGAUGCUGUAUUUUGAACAUGCAUAGAUGCUUUUAUCUUCUAACAUGUUUCUAGCAAGAAUAUAAUAAAAAUGAGAAUAUAUAUGUAUUUUUGAGAUGUAUUUAUUCAGAAAGUGCAGAAGCAUUGUAUGUUUGGAAUAACUUCUUAGCUUUUUUUGUGCUUAGUUCUAUACCAGACUUGGUUUUGUUUUUUGUUUUAUUCCUGAAUAUAUUUAAAUGCAAAGUUUAAAGGUCACAGUAAAAAAAAAAGUUGUUUAAAAUAACUUUUUGAAUUCAAAUUUCAUCUCUCCAGCUUAAUAAAUUCUAAUCUUUUUUAUUUCUUGCAUUGUAACGUACCGCUUUUUCGCGAUACAGAUGUCACCAUAGAGGACCCAGAUGACAUUAGUUAGCAGUGAUCGGUCUAAGUCUGAGUCAUUGUUUUUAUGGCAACAAACUUGCCAAUCAGAAGUGAGCUUAUUGGAAGUCCAUACCCCUGCCACUUAAAAGCAGGCUUUGGAGAAUCAAUGAAACAUUCAAUGUGAGACCACAUCCUUUCUUUAAGGCAUCUGAUUGGCAGAUCAGAACUUGAAUAACUUGCAAUAAAGAAAGAAAAAAAUAGGAAUGUCAAGAACCUGUUAAAAAAAACGUAACUGAGCAAAAUUGGUCUUCUUUCAAAUAAAAUGACUGAUUACCAGCUGUUAAUUUAUCAAUAGAAAGCUAUGGGAUUUUGGCUUCCUGGGCCCAGUGAGCACUUCCUGUUUGGAACGCAAGGGGGGAGGGGGUCACUCAUUCCAGUUCUCAUAUACAGUCAAUGACUGUGUACCAUUUAUCAGUAUGUUUAAAAUGAUUGAUUGAGCUAAUUUUUUAUGCAAAAAUCCUAAAAAGCACUUCAGAUUUUGGCUAACCAUUGCUGAUUAUUCAAGCUGUUGGGUUUUUACUGCACCCAUUAAAUAAAACAGAAUAAGGAAA
Molecule: messenger RNA, 2941 nt
Organism: Oryzias latipes (Japanese medaka)
Lineage: Eukaryota; Metazoa; Chordata; Actinopteri; Beloniformes; Adrianichthyidae
Product: heparan sulfate glucosamine 3-O-sulfotransferase 3A1
Molecular function (GO): [heparan sulfate]-glucosamine 3-sulfotransferase activity
Source: RefSeq, a predicted model, not a curated record